AUGUCUCUCCUUUUAAUUUGCGUUCUGAGUUUUUUCAAACUCUCAUUUCAACAGUUUCCUCGACCAUGUACAUCUGCAGAAGCGCUUCUCAAGAAGGAGUGUUGUCCAGUUUGGAGUGGAGAUGGAUCUUCUUGUGGUGAGCUCUCUGGAAGAGGAUCAUGUCAAGAUAUUUUAAUAACUGUGACUCCAAAUGGAUCUCAGUUCCCAUUCUCUGGGGUGGAUGAUCGUGAAAACUGGCCAUCUGUCUUUUACAACAGGACUUGUCAGUGCAACAAAAACUUCAUGGGUUUCAAUUGUGCGGACUGCAAGUUUGGCUUUUCUGGUGCUAAUUGCACAGAACGACGAUUGUUGAUCAGGAAAAAUAUCUUUAGCCUCACAACCACUGAGAAGAACAAGUUUCUUGCCUACAUCAAUUUAGCUAAAUACACCAUCAGCCAAGACUAUCAAAUUGCCACAGGAACAUAUGCCCAAAUGAACAAUGGUUCAAAUCCCAUGUUCAAAGAUAUAACUGUUUAUGAUCUAUUUGUUUGGAUGCACUAUUAUACAUCAAGAGAUGCUUUACUGAAAAACUCGAAUGUUUGGAUUGAUAUUGACUUUGCUCACGAAGGUCCUGGCUUCCUGACCUGGCAUAGAGCUUUUAUAUUGCUGUGGGAAAAUGAACUCCGAAAGACGGUACGCGAUGAAGACUUUACCAUUCCAUAUUGGGACUGGAGAGAUUCGGAAAGCUGUGAUAUCUGUACUGAUGAAUACAUGGGAGGCCGUCAUUCCACAAAUCCCAAUCUUCUGAGUCCUGCGUCUUUGUUUGCAGCAUGGCAGGUGAUAUGCACCAGGUCAGAGGAAUACAACCGUCGUGAAGUUUUGUGUAAUGGUGUCCCUGAGGGACCCAUUCAACGUAAUCCAGGGAACCAGGAUCAAAAUAGAACACCAAAGCUUCCAAUCUCAGCAGAAGUGGAAUUCUGUCUAACUUUGACAAAUUAUGAAACUCCACCUUUUGAUAAGUUUUCUAAUUUUAGCUUCCGGAAUACUUUAGAAGGCUUUGCCAAUCCAAAUGAUGCUAUAUCCAAUACAUCACAGAGUAGUUUGCAUAAUGCCUUGCACAUUUAUAUGAAUGGUACAAUGUCCAGAGUCGGUGGAUCAGCCAAUGAUCCAGUCUUUUUACUUCACCAUGCUUUUGUUGACAGCAUAUAUGAACAAUGGUUACGGAGACACGCGCCUCUUCAGAUUACCUUUCCAGCAACUAAUACACCAAUAGGCCACAGCAGUGAUUAUUACAUGGUUCCCUUCAUUCCAAUUUACAGAAAUAUUGAUUUUUUUAUUUCAACAAGAGAACUUGGAUAUGAUUAUGAUUAUCUGAUUGAAUCAGUACCACCUACAAUUCAGGAAAUUCUGAGUCCUUAUUUUCAUGAAGCUCAGCAGAUCUGGCCUUGGCUGCUGAGUGCUGCAGUGGUUGGCUGCUUGGUGACAACCCUAUUUAAUUGUACUAUUACGCAGGCAUGUAAGAAGAAGAAACAAGAUUCCACCUUUGAGGAGAGGCAGCCUUUGCUCAGUGAUCGUGAUGAAUACCAGAGUACCUACCAAACAGUUAUGUGA
This is a messenger RNA of Rhincodon typus (whale shark), 1590 nucleotides long. RefSeq names its product tyrosinase (gene tyr). Lineage: Eukaryota; Metazoa; Chordata; Chondrichthyes; Orectolobiformes; Rhincodontidae. Gene Ontology annotation, molecular function: tyrosinase activity. The record is from RefSeq and is a predicted model, not a curated record. Bases 1 to 1590 code for a protein of 529 amino acids. Gene Ontology annotation, biological process: pigmentation; melanin biosynthetic process. The transcript has 5 exons.